AUAUCUUACACGUUAGUAUUCCUUGGAACUUCCCCGGGAUUUACCCAGCUGAUUCCGGGGAUCGACAUAUUUUUGCAAGUGCAACAAGGAAACGUCUGAGGCAACAGGUGCUCCAAACUUGAUAAUAUUCAAUUCGAUUUAUCGAGAAUGACGAGCGUAGAUACUAUUUUGAACUAUGCCCGUACAGAAGAAGAGGAUUUUUAUGGGAUUUUAGGGUGUGACGAGACAGCAACAACAGAACAGAUUACAGCCGAAUAUAAAGUGCAGGCUCUGCAGUAUCAUCCUGAUAAGAAUGAAGGCAAUAAAGGAGCUGAAGAAAAGUUCCAAAAACUGAAAGAGGCAAAGGAGACACUGUGUGACCCAGAAAAACGAAGUAAUUACGAUAAGUGGCGUAAGAGUGGCAUUGCAAUUAGUUACAAGCAGUGGCUUGGCAUGAAGGAACAUGUCCAUGCUUCCAUGCAUUGGUCGACAUUUAAGACCAAGGAUCGCAUGCUUCCGGAACCUGGCGCGGCAGGGGCGGUACGCGGAGGAGGGCCAACAACAGCUGCUCAGCGUCGAGCUUCAGAGGGAGGCGCAAAUAUUCACUGGGGAGGUCGAGACAAUGUCCAGUGGGAUUCAGAGGCUUCGAGUGAGGUCGUCAACAAAUUCCGUAACUAUGAGAUUUAAUCUGUGGUUGGAUGUCAAUGUUUCCAACAAAUUUGUGUUACUUUAUGGUGUUUAGUUCCCAGAAUCUACUGUCAUGUGUUUACUUACAGUUCAAUAACUGCUCAAGUAGAGCACAUUUUGGAUGUACCUUAUUGCACCAAGUAGGUAUUAUGGAUUCUGGAAAAUAUGUUGCUUUCCGUGAUAUUUUAAAUUGUUGGUACUGAAUACGUAAACAUACACUUGGUAACUUCCUUGUCUUCCGUAAGAACUUAAAACAUUCCAUUAUUUAUUUAUGAUAUAUAUUUAUAUUUUUAUGUUAUGUAUUUGUUACUUUAAGUUUGGUAUAUAUAUAUAAUAAUAAUAAUGCAUUGUUCCUUUCGAAGUUUUAUUUUUUACAUUUUAGACAAGAUUUAUCAGUUUGACUCGAUGAAUAUUGAUUCUCUUAAGAUAUAUCUGUAUGUAAUUAAAAGUAUACCACUCUUUGUAUAUACAUAUAUUUUUUAAAUGUUUUUUUCCAAAUAUCGGGAGAUUGUAAAUUCUUGGAAGAAUUUUGUGCACAAAGUUUUGGGAGAGGCAUCAACUGGAGGAAUAAAAAUAGAAGGCCAAUACUAUUUUCCCUGCAAUAUAAAAUUAGAGAAAAUGGAGAUGCAAGAUGAUGGUCCUACGUAGAGCCCUUCUGUGAUAUAGCAUUUAUGAAAUAUUUCUAAUUAUUAUGUUACAUGUCAAAGGACCUCUGCAGCAGAUCCUGUGUUAAUUAUUAGCUGAUGUCUUUUAAUUCAGAAACCAAUUUCAUUAAAUUUUAUACUUCAUGUUGUAUGAUUCACUUUAGCAUUCCUGAAAAUGUGUAACAGUUGUUCAGAAACGGCCAAAAUGUUGUAACCCUUUUGCUGCUCAUUGCUUCCCGAAAAUAAUGUAAUUUUAUGUUAAAAUUCUGAACGCAUGAGGGGAGAUUACCAUAUAUGUACAUAAAUAAAAAUCACAGAAAUAACGCACAUACCUAUCACAUGUUCAAUAUUAUAUUUACAGAACAGUUUUAUUUUUUCAAAAUGUGACUGUUUAAAAUUGAGGAAUGUUGCCACAAGUAUGAAAAUCAUGUUCAUAAACAAGCUUUCAACAAGAUCACAGCCAUGUAUAACUUCAGACUCUUCACACUAGAUGGCAACACUAUGCAGACCAACAAGUAACAUUUUUUAUAAAGUUGAAUCUCUCAGCAAAGGGAGACGAUUAUUCUUUGACGUGGACUAAUUUUACACUGUACAGUCAUGCAUGGAUGGGCAUUGGGCCAAAAAACAACAAAAGCAAAAGGAAAUUAUGAAUUGAACAAAUGGUUGAUCUUUACAGGGUCCUUACUAUGAAUUUAUUUUUUAUAUACUUAUAAGGAAUAUAUGAAUUAUAUGUAAUAUUCCAGUAUUAUACUGAAGUGAGAAGUUUACCUUUAAAAAGUUUUGGUAAGAGAGGACUAUAUUGUUACUCAAAGAUCUGUCUUAAGCAAUGAUAUUAUGGACUUUGUUCCUAUUAUCUUUUAAUACUAAACUGUACAAAAAAAAGUUACAUGUAUUGAGUUACAUAUUAAUUUUUCAAUAUUCACUUUGGCUGUUUCUUUGUGGAUAUUAGUAGUUCAUUAAAUGUCUGCUUAUGUAUACUUAAAUUUACUCGUUUGUAGCACUUGUCUUACGUCUCCUUUGUGCUUAAGGUUUUGGUUGUAUUCAUGUUAUGUGUUUCCUUAUAACAAUAAAUGUGAAAACAAGGAA
This is a messenger RNA of Zootermopsis nevadensis, 2396 nucleotides long. Its product is annotated as J domain-containing protein. Gene Ontology annotation, cellular component: cytoplasm. The record is from RefSeq and is a predicted model, not a curated record. NCBI's taxonomy places the organism in Eukaryota, Metazoa, Arthropoda, Insecta, Blattodea, Termopsidae.